UCUCACUCGGUGUAAUCGCAGCUAGUUGUAAACUGUUGAGGCUCGGGAGUCGAUCCACCUCAACAACAGCGGGGAUACUCUGCCUGCUCCAGCCGAAAUAUGGUUCGCAUGAUGGGGCUGCUUUCAGUGAGUGUUGGGCCCCUGCGGAACGGGGUGCAGGCUUGGGGCAGAGGCUGUGCCACCAUCCCUGCAACUUUUCGCCACAGUAACGUUAGCGCAUUAUCGAAGGUAGGGUGUAAUUUCUUUAAACAAUGCUUCGGCCGUCAACUUGCAAAAUAACCAUGUAAUGUUCUCACACAACAUUGAUGACAGAUUUACAAUAUAUUUAAAAAUGCAUGAUUAAGCCUUGUUUGUCUUUGCUUGGUGAACUCUGUCAUCAAUAGUUUCUUGCAUAAAGAUCUCGUCCUUGUUUAUGAAACUUUUUUCCCUCAUUCAUUUCAUAACAAGGCGAGUUGCUGCGUUCUGUGGGGAAGGGGGCGUCUCAGCUGCAGCAAGUUGUGGGUCAUGGCUAGAAGGUAUCGCUCCAGUUUUUGUCAAACUAACGUCAGAUUUGACUUUUCGUAGCAGGUUAGGAUAAUUGGGUUAAGGUUAGGAAAAUAGCUAGGGUUAGCUAAAAUAAAAAAAACGUUUUACGUAAAUCUGACAAACUGGAUCCGGUUGCAACGGUCUCAGAGAAUUUGGUAUGAUUCUAGCCAUGACCCAAAUUGUGUGAAACAUUCUAGUGCCCUUUGCCAAAUCAAUGGUUUUAUAGCCCAACAUCAGUUCAAUGAGUUCAUCUGUUUAUGAAGGACUUUAAUAUUAUUUACUGUAAUAAUAAUUUUGCCUGGUUGAGUUAUCAUGAUGUGUUGUUUAUGAAUUGAAUAGUAAAAGGCUUAAAAUGAUGCACACCCCAAAAUGUUUUGUAGAGGGGCUGCCUAAAGGAGAGUAAACUAUAAAAACAAAGUCGGUUUGCUAUCCCCAUUAAAUGUUUGGGAGCAUAAUUAGAAUAUUCAGUGGAUAACAUCUGAAUAGUCUUCAACUGUGUAUUCUUGAAUAUCAGUAGCCUAAUGCAGAUAUUUUAACCCCUUUGAGUAUGAGAUUCAAGGUAGGCUGUGUUAAUCCAAUCCUGCUCUCUCCUCACAGUGUUCCGCAUUAAAACGAAUCAAUGCCAUGGGAUUAAAUCAAUGCCCUUUCACAUUGGCUCGAUUGCUCAGUUCCAAACCCCCAACAGGUAAAUCACUCUAACACCAGGAAUAUGUUGAUGUUAUCAUCUAUGCAUGUAAUGACCAUGGCAAUUACCAUUGACUGUGCAAUUCAUUUUUGUUGUUUGAUUGUGUCCUAAUUCAAUGUUUUAAUUGCUUCAGGAUUUGAGAAGUUCUUUCCAAAGAGUGAGGACACUCCUGGUGUCAACAAAUCAUCUGAAGAGACCGGAGGUAUGACUGAUGGCCUAUAUCCCAUGUGUCUCUACUGGCCCACUGUUCAAACACUGGGAUGUCAACGAUGGACAGCCAGUUGUCUGUGAUUUAAUUUCCUGUGGCAAUUUGCUUGUUUAGAUGAGAAGACCAAAGAGCCAGAAUCUCAGGGCGGAGGAGAAGGGGGGCCAAAUGGAGGUGGCAAGAGGGAAAGGAGAGGCGGAAGGAAGGAUGAAUCAGACUGGUGGACACGCUUCCAGGUCUGUUUCAAAGCCUCAGCUACCUACAGAUCAGACAUGUAAACAAACAAGAUGUGCCUGUUUUCUCCACAACAACAGCACUCUGUCAUCACUCAUGUUUGAUUUUCCACCCCUUAAUCUACCUGAUCUGAACCAGAGACUACCUAAACACAUCAGUCAGUAAUGCCUUGUUUGGCAGCCUGUUAUGUAAUGGAUGGGAGAGGAAUGUAAAAAAAGUUGAGUUCCUAUUUAUAAAGGGCUGCUGUGUAAGAUGAUAAAGGGUCACCUUUUAUCAUACUGCUAAUGGGGUGUUGACAGUUGCCAUGAGAGGGAGGCAGUCUGUGUGUGUGUGCGCUUGUGCGUGUGUUGAUUUCCACCCUGUUUCCCCUCUCAUUGUUUUCUCUGAAUCUGACAGAAUUAUUUCCCCUGGGAUGAGAAGACCAUGCGCAAUGUCGUGAUCGGAUUCGCCGGCAUGGCCUCUGCGUUCCUGUAUUUCUACUUCCGAGAGACAGGAAAGGAAGUCUCCUGGAAGGACUUUGUGCAUAGCUACCUGGCCAGAGGACUGGUGAGAGACGGGGGAUAUACUAGGUUACUGUUCUUCACUAGUUACUAUGUAAUAACAUUUUAUAAGACCCAUAAGUAAAGUAUUAUUGCAUGUGUCAUUGUUUGUGUGUGAAACAGUGAGUCUGAGGUCUUUGUUCUUUGAUGUGUCUGAUGUUCUCUGUACAGGUGGAACGUCUGGAGGUAGUCAACAAACAGUAUGUCAGAGUCAUCCCAGUGCAUGGAGUCAAUACGUCAGAGGUGGUACGUACCAAAUAAUCACAAGGGAGACAUUUGGGAGCCUUGUUUUUUUGUUGACACUAUCCAUAGGCCCCCUUUGGACAUUUAAGACAUAUAUAGAGAGUUUACAAGUUAGUAAGAUAUGCAUUUAGAUUUAGUAUGCUUUUCUAUUCUUUAGUCUGAUGUGGUGAUGUUCCAUACUGUUUGCUUAGAACUUAACUAAUAAGGAAUGAGGAAUGCCAACAGUUAUAAGUGUGUUCACAUCCCCUUGUCUCUCUGUGUGUCACAGAGCUACCUGUGGUUCAACAUCGGCAGCGUGGAAACAUUUGAACGCAACCUGGAGCUGGCCCAGCAGGACAUGGGCCUGGACUCUACACACAGAAUACCUGUGGUCUACGGAAGCGAGAGUGACGGGUGAGACAUGGGAGGGAUGGAGAGCUGUGGGAGCAGGAAUACUUUAUUUGAAUGUUGUUCAGAUUAGGAGCUGUGGGGUUGGAGCUCAUUUGAAGGUCCUCUCUAUCAUACUCUCACUGACCCUGGAGAUGUUGAUAGAGUUAUUGGCCCAUUAAUGCUAAUCUCUCUCUCUCUCUCUCUUAUUUAUUUAUAUAUAUAUAUAUAUAUAUAUAGUACUUUCCUGAUGAGCAUUCUUCCAACCCUGCUGCUGGUUGGCUUCCUGCUCUUCACCAUGCGCCAGGGACCAAUGGCAGGAGGCCGUGGCGGUGGGCGGGGCAACCCCUUCAGCAUGAGCGAAUCCAAGGCCAAGAUCAUGAAGGACAACAUUGACGUGAGGUUUAAGGAUGUGGCGGGCUGCGAAGAGGCAAAGCUGGAGAUACUAGAGUUUGUCAACUUCCUGAAGAACCCCCGGCAGUACCAGGACCUGGGGGCCAAGAUCCCCAAGGUAACUCUUUCCUUAGAAGCCAUACCAGCAUCUGAAACACUACUCAUAUAACCCUGUUGUACAGGAUGAUGCUCACCAAGAGAAAAAAUAGCAGUAUGUUGAAUUUCAUGGCCAUGUCAGGAAAACACUGUGCAGUUUAAUUUGUCUAUGCAGUAUGAUGAGCUGAGAUUAUAGUUAAUUGGCUGUUUGUUUGCAUAGACAUUUCCUUUGCAUCUCAUUCACCGCUGCACUCUAACCUCCAAGUACUCACAAGAGUGUCCACUUACACCAGCUAUGACCAUGUGCUUCCCAGGGUGCAGUGUUGUCGGGUCCCCCCGGCACAGGGAAGACCCUGCUGGCCAAGGCCACAGCCGGAGAGGCCAAUGUCCCCUUCAUCACCGUCAACGGAUCUGAGUUCCAGGAGAUGUUUGUUGGCGUGGGCCCAGCCAGGGUGAGUACUACCCCAGGGGAGAGGGUAGGAAGAGGAGGGACAGUUGGAUUACAGGGUGUAUUUCUGUUCGCUUUUCCUCUCUUUGUCUAAAUAUUUGCUUUGAGGUCACGCACUUGUUUCACUCCUCUAUGGGAAUAAAUAAAUGUGUCUCUCUGAAUCACUGUAUUGACAUCAGUUUUAUACAAUAAGCAUGCAAAACUUUGCUAAGGGUUGAUUUGUUGUACUGUGGACCUACCCAGUAAUGUAACCCAUGCCUUUUUUUUUUUCCCAGGUGAGGGACAUGUUUGCCAUGGCCCGUAAGAACGCUCCCUGCAUCCUGUUCAUCGAUGAGAUAGAUGCUGUGGGCAGGAAGAGAGGCAGAGGGAACUUUGGGGGACAGAGUGAACAGGAGAACACACUCAACCAGCUGCUAGUGGAGAUGGAUGGUAGGUCUGGUUUGAUGGUCUUACACUGUAGGUACAAUAUGGUGGUUAACUGAAGCAACUUUCUUUCCAGAAAAGGGAAAUUAUUCCCAAAGACACUCAAUGACUGUUCAAUGUUUAAUUAACCAUAGUUAUCUGUGUCCUGUAUAUUAGGUGACCCUUCCAUACAAUCUCAACUGUUUUUUCAUCACUUCUCUAUUGGGUCUGUAGGGUUCAACACAAGCACUAAUGUGGUCGUCUUGGCUGGAACCAACCGACCAGAUAUCCUGGACCCAGCACUGAUGAGACCUGGGCGCUUCGACAGACAGAUUUACAUAGGUACAGUCAGUCCACUCCAUAAAUUGCUAUAAGUAAAAUCUGUGUGGCCUGUAACUGUUUAUUUGCCUUGAACUGUACUGUCUAAUUUUAGCAGGGCCUAAUCUGUCUCUACCUGUCAGCACAGAUCAACACAGCCAUUGUUACAGACUAUCAGACAAUUCAUUGGCCCCUCUUUCAGAGUCCAACUCUAUCAGUACCUCACAUAUACAGUACAUUCUAGAUAUAAGCCACAGUAUGUGGAGUAGGGUAGAUGCUGCUACCUAGCCGCUGUAGUGUAUACACAAUGCUGUUUACUUCUACAGUAUAGGCUACUUUAUCAGUGUGUUCAGUACUGUGACACAAAGAGCAAAGUUUACCUGGAUUAAACAUAGUUUACCUGGAUUACAGUCCCCUGGAUUAACGUGGCAUUUGCCUUUCUUUCUUUGCUCUGGUGUUGUUCUGGCUCUACUCUCUGACAACUAUUCCUCCAUCCACUCUCUGGUCAACACAGCUCACAAGCAGAAUUAGCUUUUUCUGCCCUGUCAUUGGAUUAGCAAUCUUCAGCGCGUUGUAUUGAGGGAUUACCCAGCCUGAGCCGGCCGGCCUAUCUCAUGACAUUAGCACGCCAUGCCUGUUCAGUGUCGUCCCGCCUCCCCUGACCUGACCGCCAUUACCAUAGCAACGAGCUAGCCUGGUCCUGUGUGUUUAGGGAAAGGUUUGACCUGAACAGGAAAAACUCAGCGCUAUAAAUUCUAACUAGAGCCCAGAGUUUUUUGCAGUUGGGUCAUGUGGUCAGGGAAAAACUCCAGGUCUAUGUAUGUUAGACCACUGUCCAGUCUCCAUAUUCUAGUACCAGACAGCCCUGUCUGAAAUUACUGUGGUUAAUACACAGAGGAUUUUCUUGUCACCUUUCCCUGGGUAGUGAAACCACUUCCUACAGCCUUGCCGACAUGAUUAGAAUUUGACAUGACCCCAUUUCAUCAAUGCAAAUUGUCCUCACAAUUAGUCCUUGUAAUCAAACCAUUUUAGAAGUGAAAACUAUAAGUGCACAGAGAUAAAAAAACAAACAUAUUUGGUCACAUUCUUGGCAAAAGUGCAGGCAAAAGCACUGACUGUGCAAAAUGUUUUUGCCAUCAUCAGCACUAUCAUAACUUGCCUAAUUGCCGUAUCUGUGUUGAUAGCAGUCUGAUUUUAGCUGUGCCCAACAUUGCAGUAACGUGUUAUGUCAGCUAUGUGGAUGUACUCUUUGUGGGUGAGGUGAGAUUUCUGAUGGCUGGGAUCCAUUUUCCCCCUAGUCCAGUCCAGCUGUACAAUGGUAGGCAGCUCCGGCCUGGCCUCACUGGCCUGCAUUCUUCUGUCUGUCAUGGAAACUAACUGCAGCGUGAGUGAGAGCUUCUAUAAACUGAAAGGUUAUGUAACCGGGGGACAGUAACCAUUAGGGAUAGGAGGCGAGGCAAGCUGCUCCCCUGGGCCAUCUCACUAGGGUGUAAAUAUUUUCCCUCUUCCUCUCCCGCCUGGGCCAGUGGUCAUCCCCAUAACUCUGUUUCACUUCCUCCCUGUCAAACCUGAUCCCCCUCUUUUUCCCUUUCUAUCCCUACUGUUUUUCACAUUCUCUCUCUCCUUCUCUUCUCCUCUCAGGUCCACCAGACAUAAAGGGCAGAGCGUCCAUCUUUAAGGUCCAUCUGAGGCCUCUGAAGCUGGACUCCAGGAUAGACUCUGAAGCUUUGGCCAGGAAACUAGCUGCCCUCACACCUGGCUUCACUGGUGAGUGCAGGGCCAGGUGUGUUUGUCUGUAUGAACGUUGACAGCUAGCUGUGUUGCGUUUUAAAGGGAUAGUUUGGGAUUUUGGCAAUGAAGCCGUUUAUCUACUUCCAUAGAGUCAGAUGAACUCGUGGAUACCAUUCUUAUGUCUCUGCGUCCAGUAGGAAGGAAGUUAGAGUUAGCUUUGCAGGCCAAUCCUGACUAGUGUUAGCAAGACUUCUUCUUUGCGCCAGCUUUACCCAAAGACUUCCAGUCUUUGCGCUAAGCUAGUUAGCAUUGGCUUGCGAGGGAAGUAGAAAAAGGGCUUCAUUGCCAAAAUCCCGAACUACCCCUUUAAAAGUAAUGACGUAAUGAACACAGUACAUGGUUCUUUCAACAUACUGCGCUAAGUACAUACUGUAUGUAUUCGAAGCCCCUGAAGUAAUCAUGCUGCUUGUCAUAAACCUUUACAGUAUCUCCUGGUCAUGUUACAGGUAGUUGUGUGGGUAAUCUAUAAUCUUCCCUUGUUGUUACAGGAGCUGAUAUUGCCAAUGUGUGUAAUGAAGCGGCCCUGAUAGCAGCACGCUACCUUAACGAGUCUAUCAACGUCAAGCACUUUGAACAGGCCAUCGAGAGGGUCAUCGGAGGUAAGCUACUGUCACUGACUGGGGGAUGGUGGGGAGUGUGGAUGUCAGGGAUCAAGGCUCAAACAGGAAGUUAAUCUUUGGAAUGUAACUAUCAGACUGACUGGUGUUGACAUGACCUUUCCCUGUCUGUCUGUCUGGGGCCAGUGAGGCCACUCUUUUACUCCUGAACAAGUAACCAAGCCUCCUCCCCUAACACACACAAGUACAGCCUUGAGACCUUAAACUCACACACACUUUUAGUGGUUGUCAACAUGCCCUCCUUUCCCCCCAGGUCUGGAGAAGAAGACCCAGGUGCUACAGCCAUUAGAGAAGACCACUGUAGCAUACCACGAGGCUGGCCAUGCUGUGGUGGGCUGGUACCUGGAACACGCUGACCCUCUGCUCAAGGUGGGCGGCCCUCUCCUCCACUCUCUUCUAUCGCCUUUUAUUCCCACCCACUGUCUCUUCUCUGUCCUUACUGUCCCUGUUCUACCUAUCCCUCAAUUUCACCCUGAGCAGAAUGUAGGAUCUUACCUGUUGGUUUGCACUCCUGUCCCAGGUGUCAAUCAUCCCCCGGGGGAAGGGUUUGGGGUACGCUCAGUACCUCCCUAAGGAGCAGUACCUGUUCACGCGGGAGCAGCUGUUUGACAGGAUGUGUAUGAUGCUGGGGGGACGCGUGGCAGAGCAGGUCUUCUUUGGGAAGAUCACCACAGGGGCACAGGAUGACCUCAGGAAGGUCACGCAGUCUGCCUACGCACAGGUAAACGCACGCACACACACACAUAUAUAUAUACACACACACACACACACACUAAUUAACCUCUCGCUCUCCCCCUCGAUCCCUCUCUCAGGUGGUUCAGUUUGGGAUGAGUGAGGCAGUGGGCCAGGUGUCUUUUGAGCUCCCCAGGCAGGGAGAGAUGGUGAUGGAGAAGCCUUACAGCGAGCCCACGGCCCAGCUCAUAGACCAGGAGGUCCGCUCGCUCAUAGACACUGCCUUCCAACGCACACACCAGCUCAUCACUGAGAAGAGAGAUGUGGUGGAGAAGGUGAGGGGGAAAGAGAGGGCUAUGUAGGAGAGAGAUGGUGACAGAGGAGGGCGAUAUGGAGAGGGAUAGAGAGGAGGUCCAAAUCUCCUAACCCUAAGACAUGGGAGAAAUAGGAUGGCAAUCGCAUCGACAGUGUAUCAGAAAGGUAUAGAACAUGGUUGAAAAGUGGUCUACUCUGCAGUAACCUCCAUCCCCUCCCCUGUGUUUCCCCUCCAGGUGGGGAGGCGUCUCCUGGAGAAGGAGGUUCUGGACAAGGCUGAUAUGCUGGAGCUGCUGGGUCCUCGCCCCUACGAGGAGAAGUCUACGUAUGAAGAGUUUGUGGAGGGGACGGGGGCCAUGGAGGAGGACACCUCCCUUCCUGAGGGCCUCAAGAACUGGAACAAGGACCGGGGGACGGAAGAGCCCCCUCAGGAGCAGCAACGCAAACAGGCUCUCUACCUGUUUGACACACACCACGUCUGA
This is a messenger RNA of Coregonus sp. 'balchen', 8331 nucleotides long. NCBI's taxonomy places the organism in Eukaryota, Metazoa, Chordata, Actinopteri, Salmoniformes, Salmonidae. The record is from the annotation of a GenBank genome assembly.